AUGCCGAUCACUUUGCCACGAAGCCGCAGGGAGGAGGUGACUGUUCCGGCGAUGGAAAGGCUGGCUCCUGUUCACUGUCCACUCCGUGCGGAGACUGACACCCCCGAUAUUCAUGGGAAUCGACGGCUCGCUCGGCAUGGCCUUGGGGCGGCGAAUCGAUGGGGUAUAACCCCCGACCAGCUAGUCAAAGCCGACUGGGGAUGGACGCGAUGGCGAUGGCUUCCUCAUCCUGCCCCCGUGACACCCUAUUCCGUUAGUCACCAGCUCCGAAUCCUGAAGCCGCCCAAGGCAGGGAUCAGCUCAAGUUUCCGCACCUGGAGGAGAUCUACCAACUCUUUUAUUGAUGUACUAUCAAAAUCGAGAGAGGGUGAUACAGAUGUAACCCAGAUGAAGAAGUCAAGAUAUUUAAGCCAUUACGACACGUCCUUUGUGCCAGGUUGGGCAAGGGAUUUGGAAAGCGACGUUCAAAUAAUGAGAGAGAGAUUCAAUGAGGUGAUCACCAGGCUGCGUGAAGAGAAAGAAGUUGGAAAAGACGGGAGGCCAACAUCAUCAAGAGUCCUCAACAACUGGUUAAACACGGCGCGCAGGGUACAGGUACCUGGGACUGGAAACACAGUGGUCUCAGGGACAACAUCAUCAAUAUCACCUGGAAUGAGAACGACACCGGUACCAGGGAGGCAACAUCACGAACCUAGGACCCCCUCGGAUCAAACAGACCCAGACCCAUCGAACCCUGAGCAAGAUGAGUCGAGUACAACACUUGUUGAAUCGCCUAAUGCGGAGCCGCCGUUGCAACUGGUGCUUCGAGCGAUAAGAAAUGAGCUUGUACUCAUCAAGGAUGCCUAUCAGGAUUUAAAUGACGAAUUCACAAGGUACCACAGAUUGGCAACUCAGGGUGGACAUCAGCGAGGCCAGGAAUCCGAGAGUGAGGAAUCUAACGAGAAACCUCAGGCUCCUCAACCGCCUGGUCAGGCAUUGGGGCCAACAACACCAGCAGUAACAAGCCAAACAGACCAAAUCCUACCGCCAUUGGCGCAGUCGAUGACGUGGAGGAACAAACAUCUAGAACCACAGAAGGCCAAGUGUGAACAACAAGCAAAGCGACAACAACGAGUAAUUGACCACUUACUUGACCGAGUAAAAGCACUAAGUAGAGAAAAGAGCCCCAAUGACACCAACAGCAUACUACCCAACAACUCGGCCGACACCAGCAUGACCACGGCUGCGUCUCCGCUUCAGACAGCCAGUCAAGCCAACACAAAUGCUCCUGGCACACAACCUUUGACUGGUCAACCAGGAGGAAGUGCUGCAAUUGGUAAAGUGGUGGAGGAAAAGAUGCGGCAGUUUCUCGGCAUAACUGCCACCACAGCUCAAGCUCAGGAUGCAAACGUUGCCUCAACGGGUCAGGUCCAAGCUUCAAAUACUGCCCCAACAAGCGUACAUGUAGAGACUGCUGCCGGGAGCACCGCCACUAGCACCAAUACACCUCCCCAAGGAACUGCAGCCCAAGAUCCAGACAUUACACAAGCACUCGCUAUCCUUGCACAGGCCCUCUCCAUCACUGCUAUCAAGGUACCUGUCACUGGAACCGCUCCUAAUGACACAGCCUCCGCCGGAAUCAUCGCCGCUGCCCAAGAUCCAAACACAACCCGGGCUCUUGCUAUCAUCAGAAAUGCCCUUGCUGCCACUGGUACUGGCGCACCUCCCACACCAACAGCAACCACCACGCAGACCGUUUCCACCGGCACCGACGCACCUUCCCACGCAGUAGUAGACGCAACAACCAACACUGAAGAUCCAAAGACACCGCCUCCUACCACCGAAAGGGUCAUCGUCAGGGGUCAAGAGCAAAUCCACGCCCUCUUCCGCUCUCUGAGGCUUCAAACCAGGCAGUUCAGCUACAGCGCCGCCUUCCAGCUCGACAGCCCUAUGUUGCUCGAUACAGACUUCCAAAAAAAGAACAGGGAGAAGCCGUUUUGUCCACCUGAGCUUUGGGAAAGGCUGAACCGCGAUCAGAGAGCCAAUCGGAUAUGCCAGUUGAUUUUCAUGUGGCUGUGGCGCCAGAUACUUCGACCGGGUGUGGAGAGUUUUGGUGUGAAGCCUAUGACUGCUGAGCUGGAGAGUUCAGAGAGGGGGUCGCAGGAGGAAAUAGCGACCCCUUUUCAGAGGUUGAGUCGAGCCAUCGCCCCACUUGGGGAUAAGAUUUUUCGGACGCUGAGUCCGGUGAUUCAGUUCGAGUUUGCUCGAAACGAACACCUUGUUCGGAGGCGGAUUUGGAAGCUGUGCCAUGAUGCUGCACUGUUGAAGAUGAUGUUCCGGGAGGGGCCUGGGAAGCAAAUGAGGGUUGAGGUACCGGGGGCCCAUGGGGACCAGACGGCUGAAAACAAAUGGAUGGAGCGGGGAUUUGACGACUUGACCCAUGCUCUUCCCUUCCAGCACUGGGUUCGUGUUAUAAACCUGGAGACGUCCACGGGGAAGAGGGCAAUCUUGUGUGUUCCGUUUGGAGCGCUGACGAUGGUGGAAGAUGGGAAGAAGGUAGUUUUGGAAAGGGCUUGGAUAGUUGGAAAUUCUAAUGAAGGUUCUGGCCUGUUCGUGCUGCAACGGAAGAGUCCCGAAGAAGUAGAAAGAACAGGUCCAGGAACCGAGCACGAAGAACCAAACGAAUCAGAUAGCGGCGAGACAGAAGACCGUGAUGAGACAGAAGACGCUUGCGAGACAGAACACACUGGCGAUAAGGAGAUGCCUGGCGAAACAGCAAAACCUGUCGAGACAGAAACAAUUCGUGAAGGCCCGAAGCCUGAUGAGCGGCAGAAGCCCACCAACAUCACCCAACAGUCCGAGGUCAUUGUUAUUUCACGCGAGGACGCCGAUGGCGAUGAGUCCGAGUCGGAGUCAGAACACGAUGACCUCAUGAGGGACCCGACGUGGCGACCAACUGGCUCAACUGGCCAAAGCCAGUCGGGAGAACAUUACAAGCGACCCGUUAUACAGCUCAUCCCGCCAGACGCCAUCCUGGACGCUCUUCGUAGGCUGCCACCCUCAACUUUGACUGCAACUGAUGUGCCAUCACAGCCAACUUCAACAACGUCAACAGAUCCUGUACCGACAACGACAUCAGCAGCGAUACCCUGGACAAGUUCAACAGCCCCUGGUCGAGACGCAGACGUAGAUGGCCAGAACAAGAAGAAGAAAAGAAAAAGGCCGAGGAUGGAACGCGACCCGGAUUGGGUCCCCGGUCAAACCGAUGGGGAGAACGAGCCAAGUACUCGGAGAAGAUAA
This is a messenger RNA of Podospora bellae-mahoneyi, 3279 nucleotides long. RefSeq lists its product as uncharacterized. The transcript has a single exon. NCBI's taxonomy places the organism in Eukaryota, Fungi, Ascomycota, Sordariomycetes, Sordariales, Podosporaceae. Bases 1 to 3279 code for a protein of 1092 amino acids. The record is from RefSeq and is a predicted model, not a curated record.